Molecule: messenger RNA, 429 nt
Organism: Necator americanus (New World hookworm)
Lineage: Eukaryota; Metazoa; Nematoda; Chromadorea; Rhabditida; Ancylostomatidae
Exons: 2
Coding region: 1-429 (142 amino acids)
Source: RefSeq, a predicted model, not a curated record
AUGACUCACCCUCAACCACACCCCGCGCCCGCCACAGCCCACCGCCACCACGACGACGCGACCUCCGAGUCCGAGUCCAGCCCGGACAUACUGCUUCAGAAUACAGAAGAUCGAUUACUACUAUUAUUAAAUUUUUUAUAUAUUAUCCAUUAUUCAAAAUUAUUAUUAUUUUUAUUUUUAUAUAUUAUCUAUUAUUCAAAAUCAUUAUUAUUAUUAUUACUAUUAUUAUUAUUAUUAUUAUUAUUAUUAUUAUUAUUAUUAUUAUUAUUAUUAUUAUUGUUAUUAUUAUUAUUAUUAUUAUUAUUAUUAUUAUUAUUAUUAUUAUUAUUAUUAUUAUUAUUAUUAUUAUUAUUAUUAUUAUUAUUAUUAUUAUUAUUAUUAUUAUUAUUAUUAUUAUUAUUAUUCAAAAAAUCAGACAGACGUAAUUAG